This is a messenger RNA of Pongo pygmaeus (Bornean orangutan), 975 nucleotides long. Its product is annotated as olfactory receptor 5A2. Bases 1 to 975 code for a protein of 324 amino acids. Gene Ontology annotation, cellular component: membrane. NCBI's taxonomy places the organism in Eukaryota, Metazoa, Chordata, Mammalia, Primates, Hominidae. Gene Ontology annotation, molecular function: olfactory receptor activity; G protein-coupled receptor activity. The record is from RefSeq and is a predicted model, not a curated record. Gene Ontology annotation, biological process: G protein-coupled receptor signaling pathway. The transcript has a single exon.
AUGGCUGUAGGAAGGAACAACACAAUUGUGACAAAAUUCAUUCUCCUGGGACUUUCAGACCAUCCUCAAAUGAAGAUUUUUCUUUUUGUGUUAUUUCUGGGGCUCUACCUCCUGACAUUGGCCUGGAACUUAAGCCUCAUUGCCCUCAUUAAGAUGGACUCUCACCUGCACACGCCCAUGUACUUCUUCCUCAGUAACCUGUCCUUCCUGGACAUCUGCUACGUGUCCUCCAGUGCCCCCAAGAUGCUGUCUGACAUCAUCACAGAGCAGAAAACCAUUUCCUUUGUUGGCUGUGCCACUCAGUACUUUGUCUUCUGUGGGAUGGGGCUGACUGAAUGCUUUCUCCUGGCAGCUAUGGCCUAUGACCGGUAUGCUGCAAUCUGCAACCCCUUGCUUUACACAGUCCUUAUAUCCCACACACUUUGUUUAAAGAUGGUGGUUGGCGCCUAUGUGGGUGGAUUCCUUAGUUCUUUCAUUGAAACAUACUCUGUGUAUCAGCAUGAUUUCUGUGGGCCCAAUAUGAUCAACCACUUUUUCUGUGACCUCCCUCCAGUCCUGGCUCUGUCCUGCUCUGAUACCUUCACCAGCGAGGUGGUGACCUUCAUAGUCAGUGUUGUCGUUGGAAUAGUGUCUGUGCUGGUGGUCCUCAUCUCUUAUGGUUACAUUGUUGCCGCUGUUGUGAAGAUCAGCUCAGCUACAGGUAGGACAAAGACCUUCAGCACUUGUACCUCUCACCUGACUGCUGUGACCCUCUUCUAUGGUUCUGGAUUCUUCAUGUACAUGCGACCCAGUUCCAGCUACUCCCUAAACAGGGACAAGGUGGUGUCCAUAUUCUAUGCCUUGGUGAUCCCCACAGUCAAUCCCAUCAUCUACAGUUUUAGGAAUAAGGAGAUUAAAAAUGCCAUGAGGAAAGCCAUGGGAAGAGACCCCAGGAUUUCUCACGGUGGACCAUUCAUUUUUAUGACCUUGGGCUAA